Molecule: messenger RNA, 1347 nt
Organism: Dovyalis caffra
Lineage: Eukaryota; Viridiplantae; Streptophyta; Magnoliopsida; Malpighiales; Salicaceae
Source: the annotation of a GenBank genome assembly
AUGGCGAGGUUUUUCAAUGUUUUCUCGUUGAGGAACUUACUAGUGCUGUCUCUAGCUCUUAAUGUGAGCUUGAUUUUGAGAGUGCUGUAUGAGAAAGACUCCGAAGUCAUGAAUGGGCUCUGUCUGGACAAGAAGAGAGAGACAUUAAUGGCUACUGACAGUGUGCCUAGUGAGGCACAAGCUACUGAGACGGUAUAUCUGUCUAUGCCCUCUUUUUCUUCUUCCUCUACAGCGGAUAGCAAUGGCGGGGACAGAAUAAUCAAUCUUGAUCAUGGCGAUCCGACAAUGUACGAGAGAUUUUGGCAACAAGCAGGUGACAAAUCCACCAUUAUGAUUCCUGGUUGGCAAUCUAUGAGCUACUUCUCUGAUGCUGGGAGCCUUUGCUGGUUUUUAGAGCCAGAGUUUGCCAAGGAGAUAAUUAGACUGCACAAAAGAGUUGGGAAUGCAGUCACCAAGGACCGUUACAUUGUUGUUGGGACAGGUUCUACUCAGCUUUAUCAAGCUGAUGCAGUGGAACCCCUUAGUGUUGUAUCUGCGUCCCCUUACUACUCUUCUUAUCCAUUAAUCACUGACUGCCUGAAGUCAGGGCUUUAUAAAUGGGCUGGUGAUGCACAGAGUUUCAAUAGAGAGGGACCAUUUAUUGAACUCGUUACCUCCCCUAAUAAUCCAGAUGGAUACGUCAGGCAGUCUGUCGUCAACAAAAGUGGGGGCAUCUUGGUUCAUGAUCUUGCAUAUUAUUGGCCACAAUACUCGCCAAUAGAUGCUGUUGCUGAUCAUGACAUUAUGCUCUUCACUGUGUCGAAAAGCACAGGACAUGCUGGGAUGCGCAUUGGCUGGGCUCUUGUCAAGGAUGAAGAAGUAGCCAAAAAGAUGGUGAAGUUCAUAGAGCUCAACACAAUCGGCGUGUCAAGGGAUUCGCAGCUUCGAGCAGCUAAAGUGCUGCAAGUUGUGACUGAUGGCUGCGAAUAUCCUACCAGCCUCAGGUCCCUCUUUGAUUUUGCUGCCCACCUCAUGGAAGAGAGGUGGAAGUUAUUGAGAGCUGCAGUUAGGCAAAGUAGUCUCUUCACUUUGCCUGAGUUUUCCCCUGGAUCAUGCGGUUUUCUCAACAGAUCCUUUGAACCUCGACCUGCUUUUGCGUGGUUAAAAUGCGAAGAACCAAUAGAAGACUGCGAAGGCUUUCUCCGAUCUAACAAUAUCUUAACUAGAAGUGGUAAACACUUCGGUGUUGGCCCACAUUAUGUUAGGAUAAGUAUGCUAGAUCGAGAUGAAACCUUCUAUAUAUUUGUAGAGAGAUUAUCCACCAUCCACCUGCGACAAUCCAGACAAGUAAAUGAGACGGGGGAAUAG